UGAUGUAAGAAAGGCGAGAAGAGGCUCUGUCUAUACAAGCCCAAUCCCCAGGCAGCCUCAGAGACGGGGUUCUUGGACACAUCGGGGACACGGACAUUUGGGAUAAAGUCCAGACAACCAGCCAGACAGACAGCCUGCUCAACAGAAACACACAGAGGAAGAAGAUGAUGAUGAUGAUGAUGCAAGGAGCGUAUAAUGAUGACCUGGCCAAGCACCGGCAACAGCAGGCUAUGGCCCUGUGCCGAGAGGCCAGAGGAGAACGGCUGAACCUAGGGACGAAAAUAUGCACUCCAAGGGAUGUUCAGAUGGAAGAACUGAAUUUGAAUUCAAACCGAGGAUCCAGAAUGUUCCAAGAGAGACAAAAACGAGUUGAGAGAUUUACUCUGGAGAACACUGUAAACAGCCCCACCGUCACAUAUGAACAGCCUGAUGUGAACCACCCACAGAACCUACCCGAGGUACAGAACGGGAAAGAGAACUUCACCCACAUCAUACCUGGCAAACAGAGCCUUGUGAACACCCUCAAGAAGACUGUGGCCAUGAAGGGGAGUCCAAAUGUCCUUGCUCCAGGUUAUGCUGGCCCACUGAAAGAAAUUCCUACGGAGAAGUUCAACGCCACAGUGACCCCAAAGGGUUACUUAUCACCAUGGAAACAAGCACUGGGGAGCAACGACGAGCUGCUGUCUUCCCUCACCAACCAGCUUCCAGAGCCUCCCCAAAAACCACAGCCAGCCAAUUUCAGGUGUUUCAACAGAGCGGCCAUGCCAUUUGGCGGACCCAUGGCUAGCAAGCGGAUCAUCCCCGUGAUUAACUUCGAGCAAGUGGACCCCCAGAACCUCCCGGGCUCCGUACUGGACCGCAUGGCCAGACGACCCAAUUUCAACAAGGCACCCCGGGGAUGGGGCAUGGAUUACGCCCCCGAGUCCACAGACCUGUGACCCACCCGACAGCAGUCACAAUACGCUAACUAAUCCCCAAGGGGCGUCUGUCCAGGACAAGAGACUGAGCUUGGCUUGCACCUGCGCUUACAUUUCCUCAAUACUGGCGACUGAUAUGUUGGAUGUGUAGGGUCCUAUGAUUUCCGCCAUGCGGAAAACGCGGACAGUAUUGCAGAAUUCGGUAAGGAAACAUGAAUCACAGUUAAAUGUGUAAUCGCGCAUAAUUUGACAUUUUCGAAUAAAAUGAUGGGAGAGAAAUACAUUCAAUAGCGUUAUAGGCAACACAGACAGUCAAAUAUGUUGUCAGACAGCUGGCCAAAGGUAAUGAAACAUGUGUCUCAUUACAUCAACCUCUCAAACCAAUAGUUUGCCACGUUGAAGGCGAACUGACGCAUCCCAUGCAUUGUAAACCGAACAGGAAAAAGACUGCGGCCAGUCGUUGUAAACUGACACUGGAGACUAAAACUGGCCACUGGGGCAACGUCAUCUGAAUAUUCUUAGAAUAACCAGAAGACUUACAAUGUACAUACAAUCAUAACAAGUGGUUUACUGACUCAGUCAGUACAAGUCUUGUGACUGGAAACUGGAAGGUAAUCUCCCUUUUUAUACGUUUGCAUUUCUUCAUUCUAUAAAAUUACAUUGACAUAGAUAGAAAAAGAUACGGUAUUUGUAGUCUUCAGGGUUAUACUAGCAUUGCUACCCAAUACGCCCGACCCUACUGCCUGGACAGAAAAAUAAAAAUGUCUGUAAAAGCACACGUCCUGUGUACAUUUUUUUAAUCUGACAUACGAUUUUAAUGAUAAUUCAAUUAAUAAAACUGAAUCUAGAAA
Messenger RNA from Clupea harengus (Atlantic herring), 1768 nucleotides. RefSeq names its product myozenin 3a (gene myoz3a). Gene Ontology annotation, molecular function: FATZ binding; actin binding; telethonin binding. The record is from RefSeq and is a predicted model, not a curated record. Gene Ontology annotation, cellular component: actin cytoskeleton; Z disc. NCBI's taxonomy places the organism in Eukaryota, Metazoa, Chordata, Actinopteri, Clupeiformes, Clupeidae.